AUGCACACCCACACCCACCUCGAGCUUCUCAACAACCUCUAUGUACAGCAGCAGCAGUGGGAGCCCCAGGAGAUUGUUCUGACUUUGGAAAAGAGCUGGGCUGGCUACCUCUUGAGAAGGAAGACCAAGUGUGGGCAAGGAAAGGUAUGUAUAAUUGGUGGGGGGAGGCAUCUGAGUCUGGGUCAUGUUUUCCACUCCCAUCUUAUUAUACUCCUCCGCCUCAAACCAGAGCCUUCCAAGACACUUUCUGACCUCUCCUCCCUCCCUUCCCAAAUCAAAUUUGCUACCAUCUCAUUUCCCAGACCCAAACCAGAACUCAAGAACAGGGACAGUCAAGCAACAGAUGCACACCAAGACGAACUUCCCUUGUACAGUAAAAAGGGCUUACAGUUGUUUCGGCAGAAAAAGAAAAGGGCUUUGGGUGAAGUGACCCCAGGGGUUCUGCCUCAGGGUCUCUACUUAAUUCUCCUACAUGGACUCCCCAUGCCAAACAGGAUGCAUUCAGCAAGGAUUGAGCGCAGCUCAUCUGGAUUUGAUCAAUUUUCUACCCUUCCCCUGACUCCCAUCUUGUCCUCUGCUUGGAAUUCCUCAAGAGCAACCACAGUUGGAAGGAAAGAAGGGAGGGGUGGAGGGGUGGUACGAAUCCACCGACAACUGCAACGUCUGAUGCUGCUGCUCGUGGCUUUGGCUUUGCUUUUUUAAAUGGACAGCAUCGUGUGUCUGUUUGCUUUUUGUCCUCUUUUAAAGGUGGAUUCCCAAGUAUAAAUACUGCACCAAGGA
Trichosurus vulpecula (common brushtail) is the source of this 780-nucleotide messenger RNA. RefSeq lists its product as uncharacterized. Lineage: Eukaryota; Metazoa; Chordata; Mammalia; Diprotodontia; Phalangeridae. The transcript has 3 exons. The record is from RefSeq and is a predicted model, not a curated record. The coding region runs from base 1 to 702 and encodes 233 amino acids.